This is a messenger RNA of Drosophila virilis, 1163 nucleotides long. NCBI's taxonomy places the organism in Eukaryota, Metazoa, Arthropoda, Insecta, Diptera, Drosophilidae. The record is from RefSeq and is a predicted model, not a curated record.
UCCAAUGUCUCUCGUAGACCGUUUCCACAGCGUCUGGGAAUACGAGCUCCGGACUUAAAAUAUAUAUUGUUUAAAUACUGAUAAGCUCGUAGAAUAUGGCAGAUCGGUCAAACAACGAUAGAGGUAACAACAAUCAUGACCGUGACUAUCGUGGUAAUUCCCAAGAAUAUCGUAACUUUCACAAUCGCAACCGUGACUUUCGGGAUCGCAACAGGGAAGUGCCAACCGAUCCGCCAUACAUUGCCUUUGUUGGCAACCUGCCCAAGGGUCUCGUCCAGGGCGAUGUUAUGAAGAUUUUCGAUGAUUUCGAAGUAAAGAGCGUACGCCUGAUCAAAGAUCGGGAGACUGACGAGUUCAAGGGCUACGGCUACGUGGAAUUUACGACAUUGGAACAGCUAAAGCGUGCGUUAUCCCGCAAUGGACGCAUUAAACUGGACAAUUUGUCAGCACCGCUGCGCAUCGAUAUUGCCGAUCAUCGGCGUCAGGGCGGCCCUGGUGGCGCCAUCGGAGGAGCUGCGUCCAGCAGUGGCGGCAAUCACAACCAACGCCGCAACUUUCGACGCGACAAUAGUGUUGGCUCCCAAAGCUACCAGGGCCAAUAUUCGCGCAAGCAGAACAGUCCAGGUCGUCCGGUAGGCAAUCGUUCGUCCAACACAAACUUUCACAUGAGCAGACAGGACGGCAGCCCGCGGCAAGGCGGCUAUCGCGGCGGGCGUGGCGGUGGCGAGCGAAGAGGUGGUGGCGGAAGGGGAUAUAAUGAUCGCAACAACAACAACUACAGGCGUGGCGGACCCCCGCGCCAGCGAAGCAUCAGCAAUGACAAUGGCCACUACUCGAACUUUGGCCAGAACCGGACACGAGACCGUCGCGGUCACUACAACCCAAAUGAAAGGUAUAACCAAUCCCUGAGCGGUGGCACCAGUCCACCAUUUGCCAAUCUCGACGACGAUGAUCGUCCAAAGAUUGUCCUACAGCCACGCACCGUAACCGAACCGAUCAAUGCGCUGGCCGAGACCAAGCAGGCGGCCAGCAUUUUUGGCAAUGCCAAGCCCCGCAAGAGUCAGCCCUCUCCGCCGAAUACGCCGCAUGGCGAACCGGAGCAGUUGAAUGAUUCGCAGCCUGGUGGCAGCCACCAAGCUGAGGAUCCAGACCCCCCAAUAUAA